This is a messenger RNA of Aspergillus pseudonomiae, 1275 nucleotides long. RefSeq lists its product as uncharacterized. The coding region runs from base 1 to 1275 and encodes 424 amino acids. The transcript has 3 exons. The record is from RefSeq and is a predicted model, not a curated record. NCBI's taxonomy places the organism in Eukaryota, Fungi, Ascomycota, Eurotiomycetes, Eurotiales, Aspergillaceae.
AUGAACAAUUUGUAUAAGCCGCCUCAUAAGCUUUCCGUCGAGAACCUUCGCGCAGGAUUGCGAGACAUGAACUUCUGGAAAGAGAUAUACCAUGUGAUGAUUCAGGAAGGACUCGAGUACUCAUAUUUGACGAACGGGUUGGCCUUGGUUCUGUUACGGGUCCCCUACGAUGAACCGGGCACGUUAUACUACCACCUGUGUGAGCCAGAUAUGGAGAUCGAUCCAAAUGACGACUGGAGCUUUGAGCGGCCAUUAACGGUCAUUGCACGGGUAUUGUGUCUCUGCUUGAUGAGUUUUGGUGCGCCGGUCCGCGACCAGGCGUGGCGAAAUCAGGCAUCGAAGAAGCUGCCGGUCUGGAAGACGAGUUUCGAUCAUAACCGCUCCCAAAUCCCGGAAAUAGAAUUACAGCAAAACCCACCGAGCUCAGAAUAUAGUCCCUCGGAGAGUUCUGGACGGACGGCGUCAGAGUACCUCCCAUCAUCCUCUCUGAUUGAAUCUCCUACGCAACGACGUCGAAUACCGACCCGGUCUCGAGCCCAGUGCACGCCGAAUACCAUGGAGCGUAAGGAUUCUCCGGACCCUGAUAUGGAACCCGGCCCUGGCGGGCGGAAGCGUGGCUUCAGCCAGGUUACAUCAUCUCCAUCGUCUCCAUCGGUGCAGCGCUCGGCCCGUCAGACCGAGGGUCAGCAGAAUGAACGUGGCCGAUACCAACACAACGCUCAAUUCUGUACCCAGCAAUGCCUGCUUGGCCUGCAGCGAGGAGGCACGCUGGAUGACUACUGCCCGAAAGCCGAGCUUCAUCGGCAGGGUGGGUCCAGCAAACAACACCUGAUCGACGCCAAGGGUCUGGUUCGGCAGAUUAAGCAGCAACUGGAUGAAAACCUCAACCGCAAUUGCACCCCGAUGGGAGGCUGUGGGACAUCGGGAGCGCCUUUCAAAAUCACGUGCACGGCGUAUGGGUAUACGGUCGUCGGUAAAGGAACUACGUCUUGCCGGUGGAACGAGGUCAAGCGAGAGGCGGAUAUUUAUCGUAUCCUUUGGCGAGCCCAAGGGCUAGCCGUACCGGUCUUUCUCGGCACAAUCGACCUGGCCAUGAUCUACUUCCUCGAAGGGGCUGGCCGGAUCCGCCAUAUGCUACUUAUGGUUUGGGGCGGUGAACCCAUCAACAAGUUGGAGGAUUUUGAGUCGAUCAGACAUGAAAUUUUACGAUCGCAGAAGAAGAUUCGCUCACUCGGGGUCUUGCACAAGGACCUUCGGCUGGAUAAUAUGUUGUAG